This is a messenger RNA of Helianthus annuus (common sunflower), 1638 nucleotides long. Its product is annotated as beta-amyrin 28-monooxygenase. Gene Ontology annotation, molecular function: oxidoreductase activity, acting on paired donors, with incorporation or reduction of molecular oxygen; heme binding; monooxygenase activity. NCBI's taxonomy places the organism in Eukaryota, Viridiplantae, Streptophyta, Magnoliopsida, Asterales, Asteraceae. The transcript is spliced from 3 exons. The coding region runs from base 27 to 1466 and encodes 479 amino acids. Gene Ontology annotation, biological process: sterol metabolic process. The record is from RefSeq and is a predicted model, not a curated record.
ACACACUUGAUUGAUAGAAAUUAAUAAUGGAUAUCUUCUAUGCAUCUCUUCUAUCUCUUUUUGUCCUUGUGGUUUCUUUCUCUAUUCACUUUUUCCUUUACAAGUCCAAACCAACACAAGAUGGAAAAGUACUUCCACCGGGGCGAACCGGGUGGCCUGUAAUCGGAGAAAGUUUCGAGUUUCUCUCGACCGGAUGGAACGGUCAUCCCGAAAAGUUCAUAUUCGACCGCAUGUCGAAGUUUUCGCCAAUCGUGUUUAGAACAUCUCUCAUGCUAGAAGAUGCUGCAGUGUUUUGUGGUGCACAAGGUAACAAGUUCCUGUUCUCAAAUGAAAACAAACUUGUACAAGCAUGGUGGCCUUCAUCCGUAGACAAAAUCUUUCCUUCAUCCGACAAAACUUCGAAAAUAGAAGCCAUUAAAAUGCGAAAAAUGCUUCCGAAUUUCUUCAAACCCGAAGCGCUACACCGUUAUGUCCCCGUUAUGGAUGUCGUUACGCAACAACACUUUGCUACAUGGUGGGAUGGGAAAGAUGAAGUGGUGACCUAUGAGCUCACCAAAAACUUCACUUUCUGGCUUGCAUGCAAAAUCUUUAUUAGCAUUGAUGAUCCUGAACGGGUUCGAUACUUAUCCGGCCCGUUUGAGAGCAUAGCCUUGGGGCUCCUAGCGAUCCCGGUUGAUCUUCCGGGGACACCUUUUCGAAGAGGGAUCAAUGCUGCAAGUUUUAUAAGGAAAGAACUUUUGGCUAUUGUGAAGCAAAGGAAAGUUGAUUUGGCUCAAGGGAAAGCAACACCAACUCAAGAUAUAUUGUCACAUAUGCUUCUUACUAGUGAUGAAGAUGGAAAAUUCAUGGCUGAAUAUGACAUUGCUGACAAGAUCUUAGGGUUGCUGAUCGGCGGUCAUGACACCGCGAGCUCGGCUUGCGCGUUUAUCAUUAAGUAUCUAGCGGAGUUGCCAGAGAUCUAUGAUGGUGUCUACAAAGAACAAAUGGAGGUUGCAAAAUCUAAAGCAGCUGGAGAACUAUUGAACUGGGAAGAUCUAGGGAAGAUGAAGUACUCAUGGAAUGUUGCAUGUGAAGUUCUUAGAUUAGCCCCACCACUCCAAGGUGCUUUUAGAGAAGCCAUUACUGAUUUCAUCUACAAUGGCUAUUCUAUCCCCAAGGGCUGGAAGUUGUAUUGGAGUGCAAACUCAACCCACAAGAACCCUGAGUUCUUCCCCGAACCCACGAAAUUUGACCCGUCAAGAUUUGAAGGUAAGGGACCCGCGCCAUACACGUUUGUGCCAUUCGGAGGAGGACCACGAAUGUGUCCCGGAAAAGAGUAUGCUCGACUAGAAAUACUCGUGUUCAUGCAUCAUCUCGUAACAAAGUUCAAAUGGGAGAAAAUGAUUCCAGAUGAGCAGAUUGUGGUCAACCCGAUGCCUAGCCCGGCCAAGGGUCUGCCUAUUCGUCUUUACCCGCAUAAAGAUUGAAGAUAGUGCAUUUAUAUGGAACAAGGGUUGAUUAGUAGAGUUGCAUAAAUAUAAAAAUGGGAUCUUGAUCUUUAAAGCUUGGAAUGGUUUUGCAUUAUGUAAUUUGUUUAUGGGUUUCUACCCCUAUUUCUGUAUUUCGAUGUGGUUAUUCUUUUUAAUAAAAUAACAAAAA